This is a messenger RNA of Mycena citricolor, 1533 nucleotides long. NCBI's taxonomy places the organism in Eukaryota, Fungi, Basidiomycota, Agaricomycetes, Agaricales, Mycenaceae. The record is from the annotation of a GenBank genome assembly.
ACGAGAGUUGGGCCUCAUGCAGAACUUUGGGGUCUCGUUCUCCAUCAUUUCUGUCAUCACGGGCAUGUCAUCGCUGUUCUUCUAUGGACUGGGUCCGGCUGUGAUGGUUUGGGGCUGGAUAGUCGUCUCUUUCUUCACAAUGAUGGUCGGUCUCGCGAUGGCUGAGGUCUGCAGUGCCCAUCCGACGUCCGGUGGGCCGUACUUUUGGGCGGCCAUGCUUUCAGAGGAGAGCCAAGCACCUCUGGCUUCGUGGAUCACCGGCUGGUUCAAUCUCCUGGGCCAAGUCGCUGUCACGACGGGCAUCAGGCAUGUACUUUUCGAUUGAACGGCGGGGUGUUGAUCUGACGUCGACAGCUUCGGAUGCGCGAACUUCAUCGCCACUGCAUGUACCUUGAAAACAAGCUUUGUUCCGUCGGCAAACAAGACGAUCGGUAUCUACGCCGCUGUUCUCAUCGCGCAAGGAAUGAUCAACACAUUCGGCGUCGGCUUGUUCCAGAUCCUCAACAACAUCUCUGUCUGGUGGCAUGCCCUCGGCACAUUCUCGCUCGUGGUGGCGAUUCUCGCCAAGGCCCCGACGCAUCAGUCUGCCAAAUUCGUAUUCACGACGUUCAAUGACGGAACGGGCUGGGGCGACCGUGCAAGCCACGCUUACGUCGUUGUGAUCGGGAUGCUGAUGGCUCAGUACACCCUCACAGGCUUCGAUGCCAGUGCGCACAUGACCGAGGAAACCAAGAACGCUGCCAUGUCUGGCAGUAUCGGAAUCAUCAUGGCCAUCGGCGUCUCCGCCGUCCUCGGCUGGUUCCUCCUCCUCGGGCUGCUCUUCUCCAUCCAGGAUCUGGACACGACCUUGGCAAGCCCGACCGGCCAGCCGGUCACCCAGAUUUUCCUGGACACCGUGGGUGAGAACGGUGCAAUCGUUCUAAUGGUGAUUGUGAUCGGUGCCAUGUUCCUCUGCGGGACCUUCUCGAUCACGAGCAACUCGCGCAUGAUGUUCGCAUUCGCUCGGGAUGGCGGCAUUCCCGGACAUCGGUAUCUGAACUACGUCAGCACCAAGUGGCGAUCGCCCAUCCGUACCGUGUGGCUGGCGUGUUUCUUGAGCUUCUGCCUCGCGUUGCCUAGUUUGGGCAGUUCUGUUGCUUUCUCGGCGGCGACUUCGAUUGCAACCAUCGGGCUGUACAUCUCAUAUGGUAUCCCUGUCGCACUGCGGCUAUGGUAUCGCCACAAGUUCGUGCGCGGGCCGUUCCAUCUCGGGCGGUUCUCGUAUCCUGUCGCCGCGAUCGCCGUAUUGUGGAUCGGAUUCAUCUCAAUUGUUUUCAUCCUGCCAGAAGCCAACCCUGUAAACUCGCAGACGGUCAACUACGCCAUCGUCGCGGUCGGCAUCGUGCUGAUCUACAGCGUCGGCUUCUGGCUCGUUAGCGCGCGCAAGUGGUUCACGGGCCCUGUGCAGCAGAUUGCCGGUGAGCGUGCAACGACGUGUGUUGUGUGGAUCAUUCUGACCUGGAAUCAACAGCUGAGGAGAUGGGCGUUAAUGUC